CGGAAGCAUUGCAGAUCCCACGCCUCUGAUUGCAUCCCACACCACCACCAGCAUCCUCGUCACCACCGUACUCACUGUUGCAGUCAUCGCCAUCCUCUCUAACGGCCCCCGCAGUGGGUAGCAACCCGCAAUUCCUCCCCGACUGCCAGGGCGAGGGGCAGACCCACUCCACCAUGAGCAAUCCCACUGCCUCUUCUUCCUCGCAGCCCCCUACUCCACAGAUUCUCCUCCUCGGCCUCCGAAGAUCAGGCAAGACGUCUCUCCUCUCGGUACUGCACAAGCGUCUAGCACCAGAAGAGACGCUCUUCCUCGACAAUACCACAAGAGCCACACCGACAUACCUGGACAUCUGGAAGGGAGUCACAAUCUGGGAUGGAAUCAAUCUCGCUUCUCUGCUCAGUGAGAGAGGAGAGGGGAUGGUGGGCGGCGGUACAAAGCUAGCUUGGAGGGAAGUCAAAGGAGUCGUGUGGGUCAUAGAUACUCAGGACGACUACCUCGAUUCGCUCUCCACCCUUCACAAUGUCAUCGUCCGAGCCUAUGCCAAUAACCCGUCGAUCCACUUUCACAUCCUUCUACACAAGAUGGACGGCCUCUCGGAAGACUAUCGAGACGAUACACAAGGGGAUGUGGAGAAGCGGAUAGAAGACGAUCUCAGUGAUGCAAGCUCUAGCUUCACCUUUGCUAGAGGUGUAGAUCCACCGUCCCUUCCGACGGCUGUAACAGGAGCAGGGAGAGCCGAAUUGGAUGAGGAUGAUGAAGGGCUGGGCAAUCUUGACUGGGAGGAACUGGAGAGAGUUGCUCGAGAGAAGAGAUACGGGAAAGCCCCUUCUUCCUCGGCUGGAGAGAGCGAUCUACCACUCAAGAAGCUUUCGGCGACCAAUACCACUUCCAGAGCUUCUUCCACGACAAGACCUCCCCGUACACGUCGUCGAUCUUCACGAGCCGCUCACGGGGCGAACCAGAGUGCGAACCUGGAGACGGAUGUGCAUCUCACCCUACACCAAACGUCCAUCUUCGACUCGUCCAUCUUUGUGGCCUUUUCUCGCCUCCUAAACCCCUUCAUCCUCUCCCCACCUUCGAUGAGGUCUGCUCUAGGGAGAUUGAUGGACGGACUGGUAGAGACGUGCGAAAUGGAGCGGGCCUUCUUGAUGCACCUACCUACACGGACCUGGCUUCUCACAGAUGGCGGACCAUUUGAGAAGGGAGCCUUUGAAGUCGUCUGCGACUACCUAGGAUUUCUCACGGGCAUGGCUGGGCUAUUCGAGAAUGUCAACAGGAGCAAAGCUGAAGAGCCGGCUUCCGCAGAAGGGAGCGAAGGGGCCUCUGCUCCCGUCCCAGCUCGAGCCCAUGCCUCUUCAACACUUCGGCUGAGCCCAGACUUGCUCCUCUGCUUCUGGCAACUGGACAACGCCCUUGGCCUAAUCGCCAUUCUUCGAUCUCCCUCUGCUCCCCCCUCCUCUGCUCUCACAAGCUCCACUUCGGGCAACGGAGCAGGUCUGGGCUCCAUCGGUGCCGGUGCGCCUUCCUCUGCCAAUGGCUUCGGGGAGAGGAAAGCUAGCAACCCAGCUGGUGCGCUGCGUCCGGGAGAAGUGGCUCCUCCUGCGGCUGCCGCUCCUGCCUCGGCUGCUUUUACAGGUCUGCUGGACUGGAAUGUCGACGUCUUCCGACAGGCCGUCGUGCAUGGACUUGGAAGGCUUAGGAGAGGAGCGGAGAAGGAAGAGGUUCUUGCGGCAUUUGCCCAGUAGUGAAUUUGAGAGAGAGAGAGGGAGACGAGGGCCACACACAUCGAAAGCAAACAUGAUAAAUACACACACACACAUCUUAUACCACUACUGCUGCUGUGAAUCAGCCAAGCUGCUGAAAAAGGCCCGACAAGCAGGGGCAUGAGAUCAGUGCGACGGAGUGUAGUGUAUUGAAGCAAAGGCUAUGAUAUAGUGUUACAGAUGUGAUCUUGCCCCUCCGUUGCUCGCUCAGAAGAGGUCAGCAGCUCUCAUGCGACUAGGAGCAGCCUUCUUCGCAGAUUCAGCUUCUCCCCCUUUCUCUCCGUCCCCUUCCUUCUUCGAUGCAUCCCCCUUGCGCUUCGUUGCCUUCAUCACCUCCUUACUACUCC
This is a messenger RNA of Microstroma glucosiphilum, 2110 nucleotides long. RefSeq lists its product as hypothetical. The transcript has 2 exons. Lineage: Eukaryota; Fungi; Basidiomycota; Exobasidiomycetes; Microstromatales; Microstromataceae. The record is from RefSeq and is a predicted model, not a curated record. Gene Ontology annotation, cellular component: Gtr1-Gtr2 GTPase complex; nucleus; fungal-type vacuole membrane. Gene Ontology annotation, biological process: cellular response to amino acid stimulus; regulation of autophagy; cellular response to starvation. Bases 174 to 1745 code for a protein of 523 amino acids. Gene Ontology annotation, molecular function: GTPase activity; GTP binding.